AUGACGUCCAACACUACUACCAAAGUCACCUCCCUGGAUUCGCAAUCCGAUGGCCCGUCGGUGCCACACCCGACGCCGGCGACUGAACCUAUAGGUAGUCCCUACGAGCCUGUCGACCCUCCUCCGGAGAUGGAUUACACGGCUGUCGCCAAAAUCCUUGCUCCUAUCCAGGAAUCACUCAACGAGGCCGCCAUGGAGGCAGCUUUCCCAUCCCCACCCAUCAACACGCCUGUAUACGGCUCUCCGGCUCCAUCCGUAGCGUAUCGUUACCCAUUGACCCGCGGUCGCGGCUUCAGUUUAAUUGGCGAUAGACUCGUGCAGCUGAAGCUCAAUGACCGCAAGCUCCGCAAUCGCGAAGGAGACGUGGGCUCGAGCAACUACUCGCCCGAGGCAUCCAUCGCCGAGGACGAAGAGGCCGAUAUUGCGAGCAUCUCCGAGGUGCUGAGUGACAGUGGUAGGGACAAGCAAGGUUCCGGGCAAAUUCGCUCCCCCGCCGUGAACCCGCGCAUCGUCGAGUACCUGACUUUCACCUCUGAUGACCUGCCCACGAAUUCGGUCGCUCCUUGCUUUCCCUCUACGCUCAUGAAGACGAGCACUGGGUCUCUCAAGACUGUCAUCGAAGGAAGCGACCAGGCUAGCGAAAAGAGCAACGGUGUCACUGAAAAGAGCAACUGGGCUGAAGAGGUCGAAGAGGCUGUCGAUCGCACUUGUCUCCGCCUUGAGCAGCUGGCUGAUGACGAGUGGAAGAAGGACAACAGUAAGACCUUCGCCGAAUACUAUGUCGCUCGCCUCGAGCGCCUGCUCGGCAGCAACAAGCGGGUCGUUCCUGUCAGCAUCAAGAAGAGCCAGGAUGCAAGCGAGUAG
Messenger RNA from Alternaria postmessia, 864 nucleotides. RefSeq lists its product as uncharacterized. The record is from RefSeq and is a predicted model, not a curated record. The transcript has 2 exons. NCBI's taxonomy places the organism in Eukaryota, Fungi, Ascomycota, Dothideomycetes, Pleosporales, Pleosporaceae. The coding region runs from base 1 to 864 and encodes 287 amino acids.